Messenger RNA from Kogia breviceps (pygmy sperm whale), 2406 nucleotides. RefSeq names its product BMP/retinoic acid inducible neural specific 2 (gene BRINP2). The record is from RefSeq and is a predicted model, not a curated record. Gene Ontology annotation, biological process: cellular response to retinoic acid; positive regulation of neuron differentiation; negative regulation of mitotic cell cycle. NCBI's taxonomy places the organism in Eukaryota, Metazoa, Chordata, Mammalia, Artiodactyla, Physeteridae. Gene Ontology annotation, cellular component: cytoplasm; dendrite; neuronal cell body.
AUGAGGUGGCAGUGCGGCACUCGAUUUAGAGGGCUUCGGCCGGUGGCGGCGGCCCCAUGGGCAGCUCUGCUGGCACUGGCUCUCCCCGGUUGGGUGCUGGCUGUCUCGGCCACGGCGGCCGCUGCGGUCCCCGAGCAUCAUGCCUCCGCGGUCGGCCAGCCGCCCCUGGACUGGCUGCUCACAGAUCGGGGCCCGUUUCACCGUGCGCAGGAGUACACCGACUUCGUGGAGCGCUACCGCCAGGGUUUUACCACCAGAUACAGGAUCUACAGGGAGUUUGCACGUUGGAAAGUGAACAACCUGGCUCUAGAAAGGAAGGACUUCUUUAGUUUGCCAUUGCCUCUUGCCCCAGAGUUUAUCCGGAACAUUCGCCUCCUCGGAAGGAGACCCAACCUGCAACAGGUCACCGAAAACCUGAUCAAAAAGUAUGGCACUCACUUCUUACUUUCUGCCACCCUUGGAGGAGAAGAGUCCCUGACCAUUUUUGUGGACAAGCGGAAACUGAGCCGAAAGUCAGAGGUGGCAGGAAUUGCCCCUAUAGUCGGGGGCGGUGGAAACAGCUCUGCCGUGUCCCUGGAGACCCUGCACCAGCUGGCAGCCUCCUACUUCAUCGACAGAGAGAGCACCCUGCGACGGCUGCACCAUAUCCAGAUAGCCACAGGGGCCAUCAAGGUCACGGAGACCAGGACCGGUCCCCUGGGCUGCAGCAACUACGACAACCUGGACUCGGUCAGCUCUGUCCUGGUACAGAGUCCGGAGAACAAAGUGCAGUUACUUGGCCUGCAGGUGCUGCUGCCCGAGUACCUGCGGGAGCGCUUCGUGACCGCUGCGCUCAGCUACAUCACAUGCAGCUCUGAGGGCGAGCUCAUCUGCAAGGAGAAUGACUGUUGGUGCAAGUGCAGCCCCACCUUCCCAGAAUGCAACUGUCCUGACGCUGACAUCCAGGCCAUGGAGGACAGCCUGCUGCAGAUCCAGGACUCCUGGGUGACUCACAACCAGCAGUUUGAGGAGUCAGAGGAAUUCCAGGCCCUGCUGAAGCGGCUGCCGGACGACAGGUUCCUGAACUCCACAGCCAUCUCCCAGUUCUGGGCCAUGGACACCAGCCUCCAGCACCGCUUCCAGCAGCUGGGAGCCAGCUUGAAAGUGCUGUUCAAGAAGACCCAUCGGAUCAUCCGCCGGCUCUUCAACCUCUGCAAGCGCUGCCACCGGCAGCCCCGCUUCCGCCUGCCAAAGGAGAGGUCUUUGUCCUACUGGUGGAACCGUAUCCAGUCCCUCCUCUACUGUGGAGACAGCACCUUCCCUGGCACCUUCCUGGAACAGAGCCACAGCUGCACCUGCCCCUACGACCAGUCUUCCUGCCAGGGCCCCAUCCCUUGUGCCUUGGGCGAAGGGCCCGCCUGUGCCCACUGUGCCCCAGACAACAGCACACGCUGUGGGAGCUGCAACCCAGGCUACGUGCUCGCCCAGGGCUUGUGCCGCCCCGAGGUGGCCGAGUCGCUGGAGAACUUUCUGGGGCUGGAGACAGACCUGCAGGACCUGGAGCUGAAGUACCUGCUGCAGAAGUGGGACAGCCGCAUCGAGGUGCACUCCAUCUUCAUCAGCAAUGACAUGCGCCUGGGCAGCUGGUUCGACCCUUCCUGGAGGAAACGCAUGCUGCUCACCCUGAAGAGCAACAAGUACAAGCCUGGGCUGGUGCACGUGAUGCUGGCCCUGUCCCUGCAGAUCUGCCUCACCAAGAACAGCACCCUGGAGCCUGUCAUGGCCAUCUACGUCAACCCCUUUGGGGGCAGCCACUCUGAGAGCUGGUUCAUGCCCGUGAACGAGGGCAAUUUCCCAGACUGGGAAAGGACUAAUGUGGAUGCCGCUGCCCAGUGCCAAAACUGGACUAUUACCUUGGGCAAUAGGUGGAAGACCUUCUUUGAGACAGUCCAUGUUUACCUACGGAGCCGAAUCAAGUCCCUGGAUGACAGCUCCAAUGAGACAAUCUACUACGAGCCUCUGGAGAUGACCGAUCCCUCCAAGAACUUGGGCUACAUGAAAAUCAACACCUUGCAGGUCUUUGGCUACAGCCUGCCCUUUGACCCGGACGCCAUCCGGGACUUAAUUCUCCAGUUAGACUACCCAUACACUCAAGGUUCCCAGGACUCUGCCCUCUUGCAGCUCAUCGAGCUCAGGGACCGGGUCAACCAGCUUUCUCCACCUGGCAAGGUGCGGCUUGACCUUUUCUCCUGCUUGCUCCGGCAUCGCCUCAAGCUGGCCAACAAUGAGGUGGGCAGGAUUCAGUCCUCUCUGAGGGCUUUCAACUCCAAGCUGCCAAACCCUGUGGAGUAUGAGACAGGCAAACUCUGUAGCUAAUGGGGGACCCACUCCAGUGCCGGGCAGGGAGGGGGGGAUCCAUGAGUCCUG